AAUAACUUUGCUGAUGAUAGCUCUAUCUUAUGUGAGGAAGUUGAGUUAUCUAUAAUAAAUGAGCCAAGAGAAUUUCAGGCAGAUAAUAUAGAUAAAAUAUUAAAACCAUUGGCUCCAUCAAUUCAAAAACAAACAACACUUGUAAUUCGUAACCAGAAACGUAAUAUUACAAAGGAACUAAAUAGGGAUAAUGAUUGGAAAAGGUGCGAUUUCGUAAAAGCUUGUAUUGAGCAAAAUAUUCACUUAGACAAUAAUGCGGAAUUGAAUAAGAAAAAUAUUUACUUG
Messenger RNA from Racocetra persica, 285 nucleotides. The record is from the annotation of a GenBank genome assembly. NCBI's taxonomy places the organism in Eukaryota, Fungi, Glomeromycota, Glomeromycetes, Diversisporales, Gigasporaceae.